This is a messenger RNA of Chara braunii, 3411 nucleotides long. NCBI's taxonomy places the organism in Eukaryota, Viridiplantae, Streptophyta, Charophyceae, Charales, Characeae. The record is from the annotation of a GenBank genome assembly.
GCAGUUGUGGCAUUGUGCUUGCCUUGAUGACUCCUAUGCUGUUAUGUAUAUUGCCGCCCCUGUGGCUGUCUGUCCUCUGCAGUUUGCAGCUGAGGAAGCAGCAGCAGCUGUACACAGCGGGAGCCACAGCAGCAUAUACGCAGUGGAGGCCACAGUGGAAUUGCUCCUACGUUGUGGUUGGGGUAGUCGUGAUGUCUGGUGGCGGCCUUGGUGUUGACUUCUAUUGCCAUGGGCAUUGGUGGCGGAGCUCCUAGUGUGAUGGGUAUGUUUUGUCCUUGUCCGUAGUUCACUCGAUAUCUCAAAUCUGCUGCGGUGUAAGCACAGGUACACCCUCAGAAGUCUCUCAGAAUCCGGGGUGUGAUGGUUGCUAUUCUUAGUUCCUUGCGUGGUUCAGCCACCAUAGUGCUGAACGGAUAUCGACGACAGUUGCGACGAUGAAGGACAUACUCGUAUAUCCCUGCCUCUGGAGCUGACAGCUGCUGCCGCAUGGGUUGGCAAUCCAAGUCGAGUGGCGGUGGCGUUUGAACUUGCAUUUCUAACUUGGACGGACCCUUCUGGACUGUGGCUGUAACCAUUGGCAGAUCCGUCCGAAAAGAUCCGCGUCUGAUUAUGCCACUGAUCCCAUCUUCAGCAUUAGUACAGCGUGCGAAAUCUCAGUGCCUGCUACAGAGUUAUGUUGCACGCGCUUUUCAGUCUUCAGGUAUUUCUGUUUUCUUGUUGCCCUUUCUUUCCCAGUUUCAGUUUGCCACAUAGUAUAUAGCAGUCUUGGUAGGUCUUUAGUGCUGUACAUUUGGUUUUGCCCAAUUCAGGAUUUUGUGUUUUUGCACGGAGUGACGGAGGAGGAUUGGCGUCUGAAUCUCUGAAUGACAAAGUUGACUGGGAUUCUGAAAAACCAGGUAUGACUUCUCCACCUCUCUUUCAAGGUUCUUUGCUUUUGGAGUGCUGUUUCGAUGUACAGGAGUAGCAUCGGCUCAGAAGAGAAAGAUCUCACCACCCAAACAACAGAGGCGUAGUUUGAACACAAUGGCACAUGGUCGAAACCAUCGUCGCUUUGCUGCUUUUAAUAACUGUCGUUGGUUUUCGCCCAGUCCGCCGGGAUUACUGUGAACUGCAGCAGAGAGAGCUACACCUUUCAAGGUUCUUUUGCUUCUGGAGUGCUGUUUGGAUGUACAGGAGUAUAGCAUCUGCUCCUGAGAGAAAGAUAUCACCAACCAAACAACAGAGGCAUAGGCAGAAUGCAACGGCACAUGAUCGAACCAUCGCCGCUUUGCUGUUUGAAACAACUGUCAGAGCUACACCGCUUGACCGAACGAGGAGGUGAGGGAACAAAAAAGCAAAAGAGAUUAGCGGCGCGGUAGUUUCGGCUCGAUGGAUCACGUUUUCGUCAAGUUUACUCUUUUGACUUUUCGUGUGCGGGCAAACAUUUGACGAACAAGGAAGUUACGGACUCCAUUUAAAAUUAAAAAAUGAAAGAAAGUUUUCUGCACUCUUUUGCAUGUCGGCUUUUAUAGCCUUCAGCUAUUGUUCAUGAAAAUCUGCACAAGGUUAGCGGCGAUGGCUUGCAGCAGCUAAAACGAAAGGUCGAAAGAGAGUUUUCUGCGCUCUUUUGCAUGUCGGCAUUUCUGGGCUUCAGCUAUCGUUGAUGAAAAGCUCCAAGGAGGUCGGCGGUGAUGGACUGCUGGCUGGCCUUUUGUGGCUCUUCUUCUGUCCAUAUUGAUUGGUACUAUAUUGCGAAAUUGCCCUGCCCUCGCUAGAGGUUGUCCUUCUUGUUGAUCAGGAUAUGGCUGUGAGGACUCACCGCUGUCCAGUUGUCAGUCAAGGCCAACUGUAAGUGAGUGGCAGCGGGUCUUUCGCAUGCAUUUUCAUGCCCAAAUUGCACUAAUUCGGUUAAGAGUCGGCAAAGCGCACAUAGGCAGAGUGGAAGAAGGAGAAGCGGACGAAGAGGAGGGAAAGGGGACUGACAGAAGGAAUGGGGAGCUUGAUGGCAACUUGAUGAUUCUACAAGGAGAUUGCCUCUGGUGGUUUACGAUGGUUCGUGAGCGAUUCGUCUCUCGUAGCCGCGCCAAGUCGAACAGAAAGACAAAUUGCGUACAGCAUGGAAUUGUGCAGAGGCGUAGAGAAUUCAAGGCGGUGUAGUUACGCAAAUACACGUGAGGCAGGGGACCGUGCAAAGGCAGAGGAGAAUAUGAAGAGGUGUCCUGUGGUGGGGAAAGGAAGUUGUUUGGCUGCUUUUGGUGGAGUUGUGUGUUUCGACUAUGUUAAGUGUUUUGUAGAUGUCUUGCAAUCCUUUUGUGUGUGCAAGGAGGAGUAGGGAGAGAGAGAAGACCUAGUGCAUUAAGUGUGAUCGGGACUGUAGAUGUGUUGUGAUCCUUUACAUGUGCAAUGAGUAGAAGAAGGAAAGAGGAGAAGACACAUUCUGUGUCAUCUUCACACUAGAGAUGUCUUUCGCUCCUUUAUGCGUGCAACAAGGAGUAGAGGAGGGGAGGGGGGGGAAAGGAAAACUACAUAUGUGUGAUUAACGCUGGAGAUGUCUUCCGCUCCUUUACGUGUGCAAAGAGGAGUAUAUGCGGAGAGAAGACGAACUACGUACGUGUGAGUUGCAUUGUGGAUGUCUUUUGCUCCUUUUAUGUGUACAAAAUGAGGAGAUUAGGGAGACAGAAGACAAACUAUGUACAUGUGAUUGACACUCUAGAUUUCUUUCCCUCCUUUGUGGUUGCAAUGAGUACAGUGAGAGAGAAGACCUGGUUGGUUGAUUGAAUCCCAGCGAGGAGAAGAUAGUCAGCUUCCUCAAAAGGUCUCACGGCGUACUCACUCUAUUCCUUUUUCUGCCGAUCUCUGGACAUAAUCACCGUCAGAUAUGUCCGCAUCUGGCUACAAUCGCGGUCAGCUUCAUCCCAGAAAAUUGUAAUGCGAGUAUGCCCUCAAUCUCCGCUGAAUGUUGACGAUGACAGAAGGGCAGCAGGAUGGCUGUUGUCAUUUGCCAGUAUCUUUUCCUUCAUUUCGUUCUCGGUUUCAGCAACAAGUAACUUUGUGCCAUAUCCACAACGUAGGUUCUAAGUAGGUGCUAAGUAAGUAGGUGAUAGAUAGGUGUGAAGAAGAUUGACCAGGGUUUAAUGGCUGACCUUCAUGCUGCUGUGCGACAUUUGUCUAAAGCUGAUGGUUGUUUCAUAAUCUGUUGUACCAAUUACUGAUUGGCAUGGUGGUUAUGGAACAGAUGGGACUGUCAUUUGGUCUUGGGGGUGCAAGGGGCCAAGAAAGCAACUGCAACCAAAUGGAUUUGCAGUCGUCGUAUGAGUGCUGUUCAUGACAGACGAUCUUCAAUAAAGAAAGGAGCAUGAAGAAGGCAGUGGGUGGAGUUUGUGUCACAUUCUUGGUCGGGGCGGCUGUUGAAAAGAGGUGCCUUGGAUUCUC